This is a messenger RNA of Ectocarpus siliculosus, 1449 nucleotides long. NCBI's taxonomy places the organism in Eukaryota, Phaeophyceae, Ectocarpales, Ectocarpaceae. The record is from the annotation of a GenBank genome assembly.
GAGCAGUACACUCUUGCACUCUCUGUGCAACCUGAAUCAGAUCGAAGGGAAGCAAAGAUGGCGCUUGCCUCGCGAAUAGUAGGGAAAACCCUCGGUGGUGUCUCAGGAGGAAGAUGCAUGUCUUCAAGCGCAAAGGUGUGGAUAGACCAGAACACCAAGGUCAUCGUACAGGGCUUCACCGGGAAACAAGGCACCUUUCACGCCGAACAGGCUAUCGAGUACGGCUCCCAGUACGUCGGCGGCGUGACCCCUAAGAAGGGUGGCCAGACCCACCUGGGCAAACCGGUGUUCAACACCGUAGCGGAGGCCAAGGAGGGCGUCAAACCCGACGCUUCCGUGGUGUACGUGCCACCACCGUUCGCAGGUGCUGCCGUGCUUGAUGCCAUCGAGAAUGAGAUCCCAUUGGUGGUGUGCAUCACGGAGGGCAUCCCACAGAAGGACAUGGCGAAGGUCAAGCACGCUCUCAGGCAGCAAACCGCGACGCGUCUCAUUGGUCCUAACUGCCCGGGCAUCAUCAAGCCUGGAGAGUGUAAAAUCGGAAUCAUGCCUGGCUACAUCCACAAAAAGGGGAAAAUCGGCAUUGUCUCAAGGAGCGGCACCUUGACGUACGAGGCCGUGUGGCAAACCACCGUAACUGGCAUGGGCCAAAGCACCUGUGUGGGUAUCGGGGGCGACCCGUUCAAUGGUACUAACUUCAUCGAUUGCCUCGAAAGGUUCACCAAGGACCCAGAAACAGAGGGCAUCGUCAUGAUCGGGGAGAUCGGAGGCCAGGCGGAGGAGGAUGCGGCCGAGUGGCUGAUGGAGCACGGGGAUCCUGCUAAGCCUGUAGUGAGCUUUAUUGCUGGCUCCACGGCUCCCCCGGGGAGGCGCAUGGGGCAUGCGGGCGCUAUUAUCUCAGGCGGCAAGGGCACGGCUGCCGCCAAGUUCGCGGCUCUGGAAGACGCCGGGGUGUAUAUCUCUAGGUCUCCUGCACAGCUCGGGUCCACCAUGGUACGCGCCUUCGAGGAACGAGGCAUGACCAUCUAGCGAGUUAGACAGCAGCAGCUGGCCACGCAGGGAUUGAUUGAGCUUUUAUAUCGAGGGCUAUGGUCAAGAGUAUGUUCGUGGACCGUCGACAGGGCGCUGUCAUAAAUGUGUAGUCUCGAGAGCUUAGCCCACUUGCAGUGGUUGGAUUGUAGGCAAGGUUGAAUGCUGAAGGCCGCUGAAUUUUGAAUGGGAUUUGACUGGCAGCAACCUGUUUGAUCAAAGUGGAUCAAUGGUGAAAGUUUCCAACCGAGUUAGUUCAUGGUGGAUAAUUGCGAGGAAUUUUCUGUAACUCGAUUGAGUUAACGUGUGGGCACGAUCAAUAUAUUUUGUGAGGCGCCACCGUAUCGAGUACGGCCUGCCCGGGUACACGAGUAACCGAUGCUGAUGAAUGGUGUACCCGGAAGGAGUCAAUUUUCUACCCAG